AUGCUUUCUGAUCCGAUUAAUUUAGCAAGCCUUUUUGUAUUAGGAUCUAUAGGAUGGCUUACCUAUAAAAUUCUUAUUUGGCCAUUUUUUGUUUCUCCUUUGAGAAAGAUUCCUGGUCCACCACCUGAUAGUCUAAUUUACGGAAAUGUUAAAGCAUUGUUAUCAGGAGAGGCUGACGGUUUUGUUGAACCACAAUUUAAAUGGUAUAAAAAAUACGGAAAUAUAGUAAAAUACUACGGAAUAUUUAACAAACCAGCAGUUUUUGUUGCCGACCCAAAAAUAAUUCAAGAAAUAACGUUGAGUAAAAGCUAUGAUUUCAUUAAACCUUACAGUAAUAAUAAGCCUGCUAUUGCACUUCUCGGUAAAGGACUUGUAUUUGCGGAAGGUGACGUUCAUAAAAGACAAAGAAAAAUGAUGAAUCCAGCUUUCUCUCAUAGUAACAUCAAAGGAAUGGUUCCAGAUUUUAUUCGUGUAACCAAUACUUUAAUAGACUUAAUCAAAAAAGAGUUAAGCCAAGGAAAUUCUAACGUUAAUCUUACACCUUAUAUAUCAAAGACUACUUUGGAUAUUAUCGGUUUAGUAGGAUUUAGUUAUGAAUUCAAUUCGUUAACAUCCCCAAACGAAUUGGCAGUAGCAUACGAUGGUGUUUUCAAUACCACUCCCGAUAUGUUACACGCUACCAUUAUAAUGUUAUCAAGUUAUAUCUCAUUUGUCAGACAUAUUCCAUUCGGUGUAAAUUUGAGAUAUAAAGAAGCGUGUGAUGUUAUACACCGCGAAUCACAGAAAUUGAUUGAUGCAAAAUAUAAAGAAGCCGAAAGUGGAGACUUGAAAAGUAAGGAUUUGUUGUCAUUAUUAAUUAAUAACAAUAAAACUUUACCCGAAGAAGAAAAAUUGACUUAUGAUGAAUUAAGAAAUCAAAUUAUGACAUUUUUAGUAGCAGGACAUGAAACUACAAGCGUUACAACUUCUUGGGCUUUAUAUUUACUCGCACAUCAUCCACAUUAUCAAGAUUUAUUACGUGAGGAAUUAGUUAAAGCUUAUCCUGAUAAAUCAAAAUUCAAUCCCACAUAUGAUGAAAUACAUUCUUUGGAGUUUUUAAAUUGCGUACUUAAAGAAACUUUAAGAAUAGCCACUCCAGGUACAUACGGUUUUAUUACUUUAGGUACUGAAAUACAUGUUGGAAUUUUAGCAAUUCAAAAAUCGGCUGAAAUUUGGGGUCCAACGGCUGAGGAAUUUGAUCCAAGUAGAUGGUUAGAUCCUGCUUUAAUGAAGAAGAUAAACAAUUAUAAUUAUUUACCUUUCCUUAAUGGUGCAAGAGGUUGCAUAGGUAAUAAAGUAGCUUCAGCUGAAGCUAAAAUAAUGUUGGCCAUGUUAAUUAUGAAUUUCGUUUUCAAACCAAUUGAAGGAUUUCAAAUUAGGAGAAGAGCUUUCCCUACACCAAAAGUUGAUCCAUAUCUUGGAUUAGAUGUGUCUAUAGUUAAAUCUUAAAUUUAUUAUCUAUACAAUAUAUAUUACUAUAUUAUUAUUUUCUUUGUUACUACCUACAUUAUUUCAAUAAAUUGUCAUAAUUCAUUUAAUUUUA
Messenger RNA from Rhizophagus irregularis DAOM 181602=DAOM 197198, 1582 nucleotides. The record is from RefSeq and is a predicted model, not a curated record. Lineage: Eukaryota; Fungi; Glomeromycota; Glomeromycetes; Glomerales; Glomeraceae.